AUGCCCCUCACGAAGGACCUUCUCCACCCAUCCCUGGAAGAGGAGAAGAGGAAGCACAACAAGAAGCGCCUGGUGAAGAGACUCAACUCCUGCUUCAUGGACGUGAAAUGCCCGGGAUCCUACGAAGUCACUACCAUCUCUAGCCACACACAAACCGUAGUUGUUUGCCGGCUGCCCCUCUACCCUUUGCAGCCCACAGGAGGAAGAGCAAGGCUUACAGAGGGAUGCUCCUUCAGACAGAAGCGGCACUAA
Molecule: messenger RNA, 252 nt
Organism: Leptonychotes weddellii (Weddell seal)
Lineage: Eukaryota; Metazoa; Chordata; Mammalia; Carnivora; Phocidae
Source: RefSeq, a predicted model, not a curated record